AUCUGUUAAUUGCUUUCCAUUCAAAUUCAAAGACUUUGUAGGAAAGGCGCAUACGUCUCAGCCCUUUCACUACUCUGUCUCUCACCCUCUCUCCCCGUUUAUCCCUGUUGCCUAGUAUCUCUCCGAUUACGGCCAAUUUCAACCAUGGGGGGAGAGAUGAUGGAGGGAGGCCAGCUGGUGGAUGACCGGGCGCCGUUGAACAAAUAUGCCCUUGGCUGCACUUUAGUUAUCUCCAUGAUCACCAUCAUAUUUGGCUAUGACACUGGUGUUAUGAGUGGCGCCAUGAUAUUCAUCGAAGAUGAUCUCGAGAUCAAUGACAUUCAAGUAUCAGUCCUCGCCGGAAUCCUUAACCUAUGCGCCUUGGUGGGUUCCCUUAUUGCAGGGAGAGUUUCAGAUUACAUUGGUCGUCGUUACACAAUUGUUUUGGCCUCCAUUAUUUUCUUGAUCGGCUCAGUUCUAAUGGGAUAUGGCCCGAGCUAUGGAGUACUACUCUCCGGAAGGUGUAUCGCCGGUAUUGGCGUGGGCUUUGCCCUCAUGAUUGCACCAGUUUACACUGCGGAGAUUUCCCCUCCAUCGUCCCGAGGCUUUCUGACAUCGCUACCGGACAUUGCCAUCAGCUUUGGCAUCUUAGUUGGCUAUGUUUCAAAUUACCUCUUCUCUAAAUUGACUUUGAAACUUGGAUGGAGGAUGAUGCUUGGAGUUGCAGCAAUCCCUUCUCUUGCCUUGGCUUUCGGCAUCUUAUACAUGCCAGAGUCACCAAGGUGGCUUGCCAUGCAAGGUCGUCUUGGAGAAGCCAAGAGCAUGCUGCUGAAAAUAUCCAGCAGUAAAGAAGAUGCAGAAAGAAGGUUCCGAGACAUAAAACUGGCCGUUGGGGUCGAUGAAAACUGCACAGACAAUGUUGUCCAGGUUUCCAAAUCUUCUAAGGGCCACGGGGCUUGGAAAGAACUGCUUUUAAGGCCUACCCCUUCUGUCCGCAAGAUCUUAUUCGUAGCAAUCGGACUUCAUUUCUUCGAUCAUGCAACAGGCAUUGAGGCAGUUGUGUUAUACAGUCCAAGAAUCUUCAAGGCAGCUGGAGUCGUUGACAAGAGAAAGCUCUUGCUUGCCACAGUUGGGGUAGGAGUAACAAAGACUUUGUUCAUAUUUAUAGCCACGUUUCUGCUGGACAGAGUUGGGAGAAGGGUACUCUUGCUGAUAGGCACAACGGGCAUGGUUGCAGCCCUAACAACGUUAGGGUUUGCUCUCACCAUGGUUGAGCACUCUGAAGAGAAACUGAUGUGGGCGCUGAUCCUAAGCAUUUGUGCAGUCUAUACAUUUGUGGCAUUCUUUUCAAUGGGUAUGGGACCGAUUGCAUGGGUCUAUCUCUCUGAGAUAUUCCCUCUGAGAGUGAGGGCGCUUGGAGUUGGAAUUGGCGUGGCUGUGAAUCGGGUCAUGAACGCCACAGUUUCAAUGAGUUUCAUUUCAAUCUACAAAGCCAUAACAAUCGGUGGAGCUUUCUUUAUGUUUGCUGGUCUUGGUUUGUGUUCUUUGGCGUUCAUCUAUUUCUGUAUGCCAGAGACCAAAGGGAAGUCUUUGGAAGAGGUUGAGGAAUUGUUUGGGAAAAAGGAGAGAGAUUUAGGUAUAGAAACUACUAGAAGCAACGUCCAGCACCCAUAGAAAUUGUACCCAGCCAUUUAAUAUUGGAGAAUAUCAUCAUCGGGCCGGCAGCUUUGUGAUCGAGACCUGGUCAACGACACCGUACUUUUGCAUGUGCACAACCCUUGGGCAACAUGUACAUAUAUAUACACGUGUUUGGUUCCAUCUACGUUGAUCAGUAUAUUGAUCGAAGUUUGAAGCUCAUGUUAUUUGUGUUCCACAGUAGUACUCUUUUUUGGAAGGAGGGUACUACUUUUCUUCAAUAUAUAUUACAUUCUUCCUCUUCAAAAA
Juglans regia (Persian walnut) is the source of this 1923-nucleotide messenger RNA. Its product is annotated as probable polyol transporter 6. Gene Ontology annotation, biological process: transmembrane transport. The transcript is spliced from 2 exons. Bases 145 to 1653 code for a protein of 502 amino acids. Gene Ontology annotation, cellular component: membrane. Gene Ontology annotation, molecular function: carbohydrate transmembrane transporter activity. The record is from RefSeq and is a predicted model, not a curated record. NCBI's taxonomy places the organism in Eukaryota, Viridiplantae, Streptophyta, Magnoliopsida, Fagales, Juglandaceae.